AGAUAUCAAAGGUUGUGAAGCAGAGGAAUUUGUUCCCAUUCCUGGAUAUGGCUUAUCAGGGGUUCGCCACCGGAGACAUCGAUCGCGACGCCACUGCUGUCCGAAUGUUCGUCGAAGAUGGCCAUCAAAUAGGAGUCGCCCAAUCGUUCGCUAAGAAUAUGGGAUUAUAUGGCGAAAGAGUGGGUGCUUUCACUUUAGUGACCUCUUCUAAAGAGGAAACGGCACGAGUCAUGUCUCAGAUUAAGAUCAUUAUCAGACCGUUGUAUUCAAACCCUCCCGUCAAUGGCGCCAGGAUUGCAGCUCUCGUUAUGAAUGAUCCGACACUUAGGAGUCAAUGGCUUAAAGAUGUGAAAGGAAUGGCCGAUCGCAUCAUUUCUGUCCGAACGCGACUUAGAGAGGGUCUCAAACGGGAGGGCUCGACAAAGAACUGGCAGCACAUCACUGACCAGAUCGGGAUGUUCUGCUUCACUGGUAUGGACAAGGAUCAGGUCGAGCGCAUCACUAAAGAGUUC
Oppiella nova is the source of this 512-nucleotide messenger RNA. Lineage: Eukaryota; Metazoa; Arthropoda; Arachnida; Sarcoptiformes; Oppiidae. The record is from the annotation of a GenBank genome assembly.